Messenger RNA from Lemur catta (Ring-tailed lemur), 1503 nucleotides. It is a transcript of the gene YJU2, whose product is annotated as YJU2 splicing factor homolog. The record is from RefSeq and is a predicted model, not a curated record. The coding region runs from base 86 to 1096 and encodes 336 amino acids. Gene Ontology annotation, cellular component: U2-type catalytic step 1 spliceosome. Gene Ontology annotation, biological process: mRNA splicing, via spliceosome. The transcript is spliced from 9 exons. NCBI's taxonomy places the organism in Eukaryota, Metazoa, Chordata, Mammalia, Primates, Lemuridae.
CGGAAAUCAGGGUUGCUCGGAGAAGCUCGGUAAUUACCGAGACUAACUAGUUCUCUGGUGCUUGUGAGGCGAUUAGGAGGCAAAGAUGUCGGAGCGAAAAGUAUUAAACAAAUACUACCCACCCGACUUCGACCCGUCAAAGAUCCCCAAACUGAAGCUCCCCAAAGACCGGCAGUACGUGGUACGGUUGAUGGCGCCCUUCAACAUGAGGUGCAAGACAUGCGGAGAGUACAUCUACAAGGGGAAGAAGUUCAACGCACGGAAGGAGACGGUACAGAAUGAGGUCUACCUGGGCCUGCCCAUCUUCCGCUUUUAUAUCAAGUGCACCCGCUGCCUGGCCGAGAUCACAUUCAAGACAGACCCUGAAAACACUGACUACACCAUGGAGCACGGGGCCACGCGGAACUUCCAGGCCGAGAAGCUCCUGGAGGAGGAGGAGAAGAGGGUGCAGAAGGAGAGGGAGGAUGAGGAGCUCAACAACCCCAUGAAGGUGCUGGAGAACCGGACCAAGGACUCGAAGCUGGAGAUGGAGGUGCUGGAGAACCUGCAGGAGCUCAAGGACCUGAACCAGCGCCAGGCCCACGUGGACUUCGAGGCCAUGCUGCGGCAGCACCGCCUGUCCGAGGAGGAGCGGCAGAAGCAGGAGCAGGAGGAGGAUGAGCGCGAGACCGCGGCCCUGCUGGAGGAGUCUAGAAAGAGGAGACUGCUGGAGGACUCCGACUCGGAGGACGAUGCUGCUCCUGCCCCGCCCAGGCCAGCCCUGCGGCCCAACCCCACCGCCAUCCUGGAUGAGUUUGAUGAUGACGAGCACCGCACGCAGAAACAGGCCCCAAAGGCCAAGAGGCGGGUGGAGAGCUGGGAGCAGAGCGUGGGCAGCCUCGGCAGGGCCCCCCUGUCGGGCCUCGUCAUGGUGAAGAAGCCGAGGGCAGACCCCGAUGGCAGCGCCAGAGAGGGCCAGGUGACACCGGCCCCAGGCACCCCGCAGAGCAGGAAGGCGGCUGACCCUGCGCCCCCACCGCCCGCCGCCUCCUCCCUGAGCCAGCUGGGUGCGUAUUUGGACAGUGACGACAGCAACGAAAGCAACGGCAGCAACUGAGCCCACAGGGGCCCGCCCCAUGUCAAGGGUCACUGGCCCAGCUUCAGCCCAGCUGGAAGCUGGAGUUGCUGGUGGUCAGGGCAGGUGGCCUUGGACCAACCAGAGCCACAGGGAUAAGCACCAGCUCGGCGGGGCCACGAUGUCUCCAGCCCGGGACUUGGCUCCCUCCUGCCCACAGCCACCCUGCAGCACCUCAGGGACCCCGCGCCUUCCCCCACCUGGCCUGGGCUGAGGACUGGGGCAUGCCCGGAGCGUCUCUCUCCUUCCAACAUGACUUCUUGGUCCUCUCUGGGGCAGUGCUGGACACGUCGGCCAUGUUUCAGGCACAUGGGUGCAUCACCCCCAGCUGCCCCAUCCCUUCCCUCCGUGGAACUGUCUAGAACCAAUAAAAGGAACCCGCCCCACUG